This is a messenger RNA of Psammomys obesus (fat sand rat), 1425 nucleotides long. RefSeq names its product endogenous retrovirus group K member 6 Gag polyprotein-like. Gene Ontology annotation, molecular function: zinc ion binding; nucleic acid binding. The coding region runs from base 1 to 1425 and encodes 474 amino acids. Gene Ontology annotation, biological process: viral process. The record is from RefSeq and is a predicted model, not a curated record. NCBI's taxonomy places the organism in Eukaryota, Metazoa, Chordata, Mammalia, Rodentia, Muridae. The transcript has 4 exons.
AUGGCGCUGAUUUCCUAUGUUCUGAACAGACAAAAGAAUGCAUUAAAGCUUUACUGCAGAAGGAUCCUGUGUGUAUCGCGUCGUUCUUGCUGGCGAGACGGUAGCGCGAGUCACAUCUGGUGCCGAAACCCGGGAAUUGACCACUCCAUGGUCAGCACCUUCGGAGACCCCUUGACUUCAGGGAGGAUUCAGAACUGCAGGGAAAGUCAUUUGUUUUCGCGGUGGCUAUUUGUUAGACUGAAGGUGCCCGUAAGACCGAGGUACAUGAGCGUGCCUACUGCCCCUCCGCCUUAUGAGGUGCGAUCACCAAAAUUUUCUUUUGUACCAGAUAAGGUUAGAAAAAAGAUUCAAAUGGCUUUUCCGGUUUUUGAAACAGAAAAUGGCGGACGGGUACAUGCACCUGUAGAUUACACUCAAUUAAAAGAUUUGGCUGAAGCAGUCCAAAAAUAUGGGGCUAAUGCAAAUUUUACCGUGGUAUUAGUGGAAAGGCUCGCCAACAAUGCCUUAACCCCCGCGGACUGGGAGAUGGUGGCAAAGGCUGCUCUCCCAAAUAUGGGUCAGUACAUGGAAUGGAGAGCUCUCUGGUUUGAGGCUGCCCAAAGGCAAGCUCAAGCGAACGCCACUGCCCUCACCCCCGAACAAAGAAAUUGGGAUUUUGAGAGGCUGACAGGUCAAGGGCGAUUUACCACGGACCAGACAAACUAUCCUUUUGGAGCUUAUGCCCAGGUUUCCCAAACAGCUAUUAAGGCGUGGAAGGCACUACCACGCAAGGGAGAAAAUAAUCAGCCUCUCACAAAGAUUAUACAGGGGCCCCAAGAAUCAUUUUCAGACUUUGUGGCCAGAAUGACAGAGGCCGCAGGGCGAAUUUUUGGAGAUGUAGAUCAGGUUCAACCUUUUGUUGAACAGUUAAUAGUUGAACAAGCUACUCCAGAGUGCAGAGCCGCCAUAGCCCCCAGAAAAAACAAGGAGCUACAAGAUUGGCUGAGAGAGUGUAGAGACCUUGGGGGACCACUUACCAAUGCAGGCCUAGCGGCUGCCAUCCUCCAAUCCCAAAAACGCUCCGCCGAUAAGACUAAUCAAAAGACUUGUUACAACUGUGGUAAACCUGGUCAUUUCAAAAAGAACUGCAGGAGUUCAAAUAAACAAAGGGAGACACCAACCAUAUGUAACCGUUGCGGCAAAGGAUAUCAUAAAGCUAGUCAAUGCCGCUCGGUGAGGGAUCUUCAGGGGAGGCUCCUCCCGCCUAUAAACAGUCAGGCUGUUAAUCAAGCUGCCGAUCCGUCAAAAAACGGGUUGUCGGGCCCUCGGUCCCAGGGCCCUCAAAGAUAUGGGAACCGGUUUGUCAGAGCCCAGGAGGACAACAGAGAGACGACUCAGGACACUCCUCAAGAGUGGACCUGUGUGCCGCCUCCGACUUCCUAUUAA